This is a messenger RNA of Verticillium nonalfalfae, 1923 nucleotides long. RefSeq lists its product as uncharacterized. Gene Ontology annotation, molecular function: calcium ion binding; protein-arginine deiminase activity. Bases 1 to 1923 code for a protein of 640 amino acids. Gene Ontology annotation, cellular component: cytoplasm. The record is from RefSeq and is a predicted model, not a curated record. NCBI's taxonomy places the organism in Eukaryota, Fungi, Ascomycota, Sordariomycetes, Glomerellales, Plectosphaerellaceae. The transcript is spliced from 2 exons.
AUGAAAAUCAACCUUCAAACGGCGGCACUCGCCCUCGCGUGCGCUCCUCUCGCGUGUGCCCUGAACGUCACCAUACUUGCGGAUACCAACCGGGAUGGAAUCAUCGAUGCCAAGACGGAUGCCGAAAAGAAAGCCGAGUGGAGUGAGACGAGAGGUGCCCUUUUCUUGCCCAACAUCGGAGACGCGGAUGCUCAUUGCCACGAUGAGCUAUUCGACGUAUUUUCAAACCUCAAUCAUAGCCUCGAUUUGUCGGUCAACACCGAAAUCCUGGGCAACGCGGUCGAGUCUUGCAACGACGCUUCAGACGAUACUCAACGCAACCCACAAUACCUGGCUCCCAUCCUGGUCCUCGCGAACUGCAAGGUCAGCCCCAGUGCAACAGGCUCUGUCCACGUGACGAACGACCUGGCCGCCAAGAAGGUCCGCAUCUUCCAAAAGGAUGGCGACGCCUGGAAAUACAUUGCAGCAAAUCACAUCUUCACGGCACAGGAGCUCAGGAAAGGCUUGUCCCUUGGUAUUGACGCGCGAGAUGUCCGACGUGCUGGCGGCUGGGAUGGCACUGCCGUCGUCCAUAUGACCGUGACCGACGGGGCCGAGGAGGCCACGGAUGCUGUCGCUUUCCGCGUGGCCCCAGUUCUGACACACCACCACGCCCAAGACGUGGAGCAGUUCAUGUCAACAGCCGCUGCUGACGAUGACGUUGACAGCGCCCAGGCCUACUUUGUAAAACAACUUGAGAAGGACGUUGCCGACGCAGGGUUCAGUGAACCCGUCACCCUCAUGUCCAGCGACGAAGAUGAACCCACGACGCAGGACUACUUUGAGUCGGGGUACGCCAGUAUCCCUGGCCCUCACGGUCCCGUCGUGAUCCGCAUCGUGAUCCGGUCCGCCCAGUGGCACCUCUUCCCUGGUGUCGAGGCAAUCGAUCGCCUGCGAUCAGACACCGUGGGCGCCGUGCAGCAACCUUUGUUGUCGGGCAGCCCCACUGACUCGUUGGGGAACCUCGAGACCAUCCCCCCCUACACGCACAACGGCAAAUCGUACCCCGCCGGCCGCAUCAUCAUGGGCGCCGUGGACGGCGUCAAGCCGCUCAUCUUUCCCUUCCUCGAAGCGCAGGAGUUCCAGGUGCCCCUCCUGCUCGACGUGUCUUGGUUGGCUACCCCCCAAGUCGACAAGUUCCUCCAGUUCCUGCCGGCGGACAACGAGCGCGGCUGGGUUCUCAUGAUCAACGAUCCCAACGCCGGCCUCGAGCUCCUCGCCCGCGCCUCACGCGACGGCCACGGCGGGCUGCCCGCCGUGUCCCGGCCAGUACUGCCCACCACCUUCGGCUGCAAGUUCAUCGAGACGGUCGACGAGGUGUUGGGCUUGGCCGAGAUGGCGAUCAUUACACGCAACGUGACGGUCCGCAUCGAAGACAACAUCGCGAUCCUCAAGCGCGAGACGGGCCUCUCGGACGACGAAAUCUUCCGCGUGCCCGCCCUGUUCUACCCAGUCGAUCACCAGGUCUUCAACUGCGAUGAGGAGGCAGGAAACACCGCGCCCGCCGUGAGCGACAGCAAGUCGCUCAAAGCAGGCCCAGCGGGGCGCGCCGGGUCCAUCAUUGAUGCGUCCCUGCCGCUGCGGAAAAGGGAAAAGGAACUCGUACGCAGACAGGAGAACUUCGGCAGAGGGGUCUUGACGGUAUACCCGAAUGCCAUCAACAGCAUCGUGCUGACGGCGAAUCACACGGUCCUGGCGCCCAAUCCGUUCGGUCCUGUCAUUGAUGGCGUGGACAUAAUCGCCGAGGCCAUCACGGCAGCGUACGCAAGGGUCAACUUCAAGGUGACGUACAUAGACGACUGGUUCUCUCAUUAUAUGAGCGCCGGGGACGUGCACGACGGCACCAACGUGUGGCGUGACGCCAGCAUGCCUUGGUGGGGAUAG